AUGUCUUACAAUUAUGAUCCAGUUAUUGAAGAAAAGUUUUUGAAGCUUAGAAAUCCCAACUUUGAAACGCUACUUAGGAAAUUGACCACGUUAGAAAUACUUGUCCUUAGUUGUGUAGACAUAUCAUCUAAGGUACCUGAUGCACUCACAAACUUCACUUCUUUAAAAGAAUUGCAUCUUAGAGAUUGUGAACUAUAUGGUGAUUUUCCUGCUAAAAUUUUUCCUUUACCAAACCUACAGAGUUUGAAUUUGGAGCUCAAUGAGAAUCUCACCGGCCAUUUGCCUGAAUUCCAGAAAAAAAGCCCUCUUACAAGAUUGAGAAUAAGGGGUACCAACUUUUUUGGAACCCUACCCUACUCAAUUGAAAAACUUGACUCGUUAGAAAUAUUAGAAGUUUAUGAGUGCAAUUUUUCAGGGCCUAUUCCAUCUUCACUAGGUAAACUUACGCAACUCACAUAUCUGUAUCUUUAUAACAAUAGUUUCAAUGGUAACAUUCUGUCUUCUCUUCAAAACCUCACCCACCUCACGGAGUUAUUGCUCAACUCUAAUCAAUUAACUGGUCCAAUCCCACCAUGGUUGGGGAACCUUACCAAACUAGCUGAGCUAUGUCUUCAGGAGAAUCUAUUGCAUGGUCAAGUUCCCCAAUCAUUAUCUACACUCGUGAAUCUUGAAAAUCUUUUCUUAAACCUAAACAAUUUGGGUGGAAAUUUGAAGUUCGACAUGUUUUUAAACAACAUGAAAAGUCUCACUCAACUCCAACUUAACAACAACAAUUUGUCAUUGAUCUUUGUAAAACCAAACAAAAAUGCAACAGUUUCAAAAUUCAAGCUUUUAAGUCUGAAUGCAUGCAACCUGAGAAAAUUCCCGUAUUUUCUCAAGCAUCAAAACGAACUGGAGUGGUUGGUUCUUAAGAAAAACAAGAUAAGAGGUCGAAUACCAAAUUGGAUGUGGAACGCAAGUGUAGAUACUUUGGUCAUGUUUGAUGUUGUUGACAACUUGCUAACAAGCUUUGACGAACUUCCUGAUCAGGUUCUUCCAUGGGUCAACUUAAAAGAUUUUGAUAUUUUAAUGAAUAUGUUGCAAGGACCACUACCAAUUCCUCCACCAUCCAUCUUUGGAUAUGAGAUCUCAAACAACAUACUGACCGGAGAAAUUUCACCUUUAUUUUGCAACAUGAGUUCACUUAGCAUCCUUGAUUUGUCUAAUAAUAACUUGGGUGGCAUAAUUCCGUAA
Molecule: messenger RNA, 1233 nt
Organism: Ziziphus jujuba (common jujube)
Lineage: Eukaryota; Viridiplantae; Streptophyta; Magnoliopsida; Rosales; Rhamnaceae
Product: receptor-like protein 7
Exons: 1
Coding region: 1-1233 (410 amino acids)
Molecular function (GO): protein binding
Source: RefSeq, a predicted model, not a curated record